Messenger RNA from Heterotrigona itama, 863 nucleotides. Lineage: Eukaryota; Metazoa; Arthropoda; Insecta; Hymenoptera; Apidae. The record is from the annotation of a GenBank genome assembly.
ACGUGCCAAUCUUUGUUCGAUCUGCAAACACGAUCAUUUAAGCCAUCGUUGUAUAUUAUCUACUGUGAUCGUAAUCGGAAGUGUUUGAUCGGAACGAAACAUCGUUGGAAAAUUUUCCACGAGUCAUAAAUCUUAAUAAUCCUCUGAUAAAAGUAAUAAGGAAAUUUCGUGUUUACCUGUAAUCCCUGUUACGUGAUCUUUAAAUACAGACGUUCGUUCGCAUUAGUCAGAUGACAGAUCGCGAUAAAAAAAGAUUUCAAAAUUUACAACAACAAAACAUUUGAAGGAAGUUCUAAUCGAACAAUAGGAUCUCCGAUACACGUGAUAAAAGAUUCUUUACAUUCCAGAUUUAUAUAAGAAAUGCGGUGUCGUCGCACAAAUGAAGAACGCUGUUAAUUUUCACCUUUCGGAAUUCGAUGUACGUGUAAAGAGUGCAACAUUGAAAAAACAGAAGGCUUCCCACGAGCAGGAUGAUAAUACUGAUAUUUCACUUCCUCGAAGGCAAACCGGUUGUACUCACGCAAACAUCAUCAUCAAGGCAAAACGUAAAAAUUCUGAAAAUCGAUAUUAAAUCGACGAGUCAAAGACAAGAAAGAAAUAGCUUGAUCGAAUAAUAUCAUCUUGUUGGGACUGUGUACUUGUCGCUGGGAGAAUUGUGUUUUAUACUUGCACGUAAACAAGCAGUUCGUCGGCAGUGCAUAGGUAUUAAACGACACGACAGUUUAAGCGGGGAAAAAUUUAUUGCUUGUUUCAUCGAUUGAAUUGUCAACGUGAUAUCCAGCGAUAGCGAUGGAUGAAAUUAUUGCCACGUCCUGUUUCCUCGACGCUUAUCUGUUUCGUAUCGAUUCAAAAAAAAAAAAAAA